Messenger RNA from Loa loa (African eye worm), 968 nucleotides. RefSeq names its product Ras-like protein Rab-5A. Gene Ontology annotation, molecular function: GTP binding; GTPase activity. The coding region runs from base 18 to 671 and encodes 217 amino acids. NCBI's taxonomy places the organism in Eukaryota, Metazoa, Nematoda, Chromadorea, Rhabditida, Onchocercidae. The record is from RefSeq and is a predicted model, not a curated record. The transcript has 6 exons.
UUUUAGGAAAACAGUCCAUGGCUGGGCGGACGGUGAUGCGUUCCGGAAAUACAGGCGGUCCAAAUAAAACUUGCCAGUUUAAAUUGGUUUUGUUGGGUGAAAGUGCAGUUGGGAAAUCAUCAUUGGUCCUAAGAUUUGUAAAAGGGCAAUUUCAUGAAUACCAAGAAUCGACAAUUGGCGCUGCAUUCCUCACUCAAACUGUUUGUCUGGACGAUACCACAGUGAAAUUCGAAAUAUGGGAUACUGCUGGACAGGAAAGAUAUCAUUCAUUAGCACCGAUGUACUACCGCGGAGCACAGGCGGCAAUAGUUGUUUAUGAUAUUACAAACCAGGAAUCAUUUACGAAGGCGAAAAAUUGGGUAAAAGAAUUGCAGCGGCAAGCCAGUCCAAACAUUGUAAUUGCUUUAUCUGGAAAUAAAGCAGAUCUUGCAAACAAACGAGUCGUAGAGUAUGAGGAAGCUCAAGCUUAUGCAGAAGAUAAUGCGUUGUUGUUUAUGGAAACGUCAGCAAAAACGGCAAUGAAUGUAAAUGACAUCUUCCUUGCGAUUGCUAAGAAGCUACCAAAAGGUGAUGGAAGUGGUGGUGGUCCAUCAGGACGCGGCCAUGAAGGAAUAGAUAUCGGCCAAGAGGGUCAAGGUCAAAGUGUAAGCUCUGGUUUAUGCUGUAAAUAAUGCAGACGGAAUAUCCAGCACUAAAAGCAACAACAACAAAGUGCAUUUUGUUUGAUUCUUCGCGGAGAGUGAGCAGCAUUUGCUGGCUUCAACAAACAUCAGCCUUUUAUUAUUAUUGAUCAAAAAAAUCUGAUACUUCGAAAAUUCUAUAUUCUUUUCAAUUACGCUUUUCAGAGCAAUCGAAAAGGCAUUAUUUCAUUAUUGGUGCUCUGAAUUUCCAUCUUAUAAUACUGCAACUUCGAAAAGUCAUAACCCCUUUAAUAUCCAUCCGUUCGUAGUGACUAUUUUCCGGGGGCA